Penicillium cosmopolitanum is the source of this 741-nucleotide messenger RNA. RefSeq lists its product as uncharacterized. Gene Ontology annotation, cellular component: membrane. Lineage: Eukaryota; Fungi; Ascomycota; Eurotiomycetes; Eurotiales; Aspergillaceae. The record is from RefSeq and is a predicted model, not a curated record. The coding region runs from base 1 to 741 and encodes 246 amino acids. Gene Ontology annotation, biological process: transmembrane transport. The transcript has a single exon. Gene Ontology annotation, molecular function: transmembrane transporter activity.
AUGAUUGGAAGCGUUGCGAUCAACGGACUCAUCGGUCUGGUAUACACCAUCGUCCUACUUUUCGCUUUGGGAGAUCUCAACGGUCUUCUGCAAUCAAAGAUCGGCUUCCCAUUCAUGCAGCUCUUCCUCAACGUCACCGGAUCUCCGGCCGGGGCAUCGAUCCUUGCUCUGUGUAUUAGCUUGAUCGCGCUCGCCGCAAACGCAGCCGGCGUGACCUCAACAAGCCGCACGGCGUGGGCCUUCGCUCGGGACAACGGUUUGCCAGCAUCGGGAUUCCUGUCAGUUGUCAAUCCAAAAUUGAAGGUUCCGGUUCGCAUGGUGCUACUCGUGUCUUUUCUGCAGAUGCUGCUAGGACUGAUCUACCUCGGUAGUUCCACUGCAUUCAAUGCCGUUCUGUCCAUGGCCAUCCUGGGAAUGUAUGCAUCUUACUUUUCGCCAAUUCUCUUUAUGCUGCUCUAUGGCCGCCGCUCCUCCAGUCCCAUAAUCCGAGGACUUGGAUCGGGUCCGUUUAAUCUUGGGAACCGGUGGGGGCCCGUCGUGAACAUCGCAGCCAUGUUGUGGCUGGUCCUUGCGAUGGUCUUUAGCACGUUCCCCACAGUUGAACCAGUCACGCCAGUCAACAUGAACUACUGUGUGGUCGUCACAAUGGGAUGGAUGGUAAUUGGAGCGGUGUACUACUAUCUACUGGGCGGCAAGAGGCACUUCACCGGGCCUAUAGUGGAAAUAGUCGAGGGAAUGUAA